Molecule: messenger RNA, 1177 nt
Organism: Amoebophrya sp. A120
Lineage: Eukaryota; Dinophyceae; Syndiniales; Amoebophryaceae
Source: the annotation of a GenBank genome assembly
AAAAAAUUUUGUGUUGACGCAGCACAUACAGUAGGUAGCGCGAGAAUGAUAAAAGAUUGAUACCUGGUGAGAACAAAGCCGUGUAUGUUGGAGAAAAGAGAGGAUAUGCCGCGUGGCUGAUGUGGAUAGACGAGAAUCUACAAUCAAAAAAGCUUGUUUAUUCCUUUCCUAUCUUUGACUUUGCAGUCAUGGUCCCUUCCGUCUGUCGGUUUGUUGUAUCGCAGACAUUUAGCGACGUGGUAUAUUUCAGGUGACACCCUCGUCUUUGAUUUGCUCGCUCAUCAACAUGGUGCUCGUUAUCGAUGUGACUUCGGACUUUGCUUGUCCUUGGUGCUACGUGGGGUUCAAGCGCCUGGAGAACGCGGUCUCGAAAAGUUCCGAGCAGGUGGACAUCCGCUGGCACCCCUACAUGAUUGACCCAGCCACGCAGAAGAGCGGCGAGCCCUACCUCGCGUACAAUCGUCGUCGCUGGGGCGGUGAUGGGUGGGUGGCCGGGAUGAAGCGCGAUGCCCUCCGCGACGGCUGUACAUUUGAGAAUUGGGGCGGGCAGAAUCCGGACAGCGUCUGGGCACACACACUGCACGCCCACCGUUUGAUGCUUUUCGUGAAGGACCGAAUCAAAGUCGUGAAUGGCAGGGAAGGACAAGGAGAUCUUCAGGUGGGAACAACAAAUCUGGAGCAUUUGUUGAAAAAGAAACUUUUCGAGGAGUACUACGAAAAGGGGCGGAAUAUCUCGCUGACUUCCGAGUUGACCCGGAUCGGCCAAGAGUUCCUCGCGGAGCAGCACGGGUGUCUACACGAACGCGGCAUCAAACUUGCUGAGGCGUCGAGUGCAGCAUCCGAGGGGGCAGCUGGUUUGUCGCUGGAAGACCUGCAGGAAAAGCUCGCCAAAUUCAUGGCCUCGACGGACGAGCGGGACGGGUACGCGGAGGUGCUUUCGCAAGACAAGCGGGCGAAGACGCGCGGGGUAUCUGGCGUGCCGUUCUUCGAAAUUCGGGGGGUCAGGCACAAACCCUUUUCCGGGGCGCAACCGACGGAAUUUUGGGAGGACGUCCUGGCGCAAUUGGCGGAAAAAUGAAAAACAAAAAGAAUUGGUUUUUUCGCUUUGAGUUACCGCAGUCAUUCAUAUCGAGAGGGAAAAACUAAAAAGAACAUAAAGACGAAUGCAAGAAUGCUC